AAGUUAAUUCUUUUUGUGACAAACAACAACGAAUUAGUGUUCAACAAACAGUUGUAAGUGAAACUAAUGCUGCAUAGUGAGUGUGUCUGUGGCAGGGCGUGCGCGAAACCGAAUCAAAUUACACAAGUGUAAAACGUGAAAAAUUUUCGAAGACCCAAACAAAUAUUGAUUUUUUCAUAGAAAAGAGUACCGCGAGCUAACUCUUCUUCUUAUUGUUGUUGUUGUUUUGUGCGUAUUAAUUUUAGUAAAAAAUCAACGACGAAGGAAAACUGCCAUUAUAAAAAAAAAACCAAAAAAACGAAAUCCAAACAGCAACCGACAACAAUCGCGCAACUUGCAGUAAAUUUCCACAAAUUUACAACUAAACGACUGCCCACUACUCACACACACAGCGUACUCCUCCCUCCCCCGCCCGUUAACCCCGCCGAGGCACUUGAUUUGUGUUACUGUUGCUGUUCUUGUUCUUAUUGUCGUUGUUGUUAUUGUUGUUGGCGGAAAGUGCGUCAAAGAAGAAAGCACGAGCACAACGAGCGUCAGGCAACGCACUGAGAGUUUUAACUGCUGAGCAGGCCAAGUAUUGUGGGAGUCAGAGAGUGUGACAGGUCUCCAUACACAUGUAAAUAAAAAUAUAUAUAUAUAGAUAUAUAUAUAUAUAUAUACACAAAUAUAUAAAGAGAGAGAGCACCCAAAACGCAACUGAAAGAAAGUAAGCCAAAAAGAAAUACAAUUACAAAAACAAAAUGCCACAGUCAGAGGGCGGCUAUGUGUCGCUGCCAGCGACGAAUGGGAAUGGCAGCGCCAUCUAUCAGUCCACCACAGAACCACAGGCAGCAUCGCCCACCUCCGUUUUUGAGAGCGUGAAGCGUGCCAUUGGUCAGGCGAUCAAAUCCUCGCCAGGCGAUAGCGACGAGCUCGUGCGCACGGAUCGACCGGCUGUCAUUAUUGGUGGUGGUGCCAGUAUUUAUUUCAGAGACCGCGACAAAACUGGUAAGACACUGAACACCAAGAUGCCAUCAGCACCAACACACACUGCCGAGGAGGCACAUCUGCUGGGCACUAUGCCCGUUGAUCCCAUGGAUGACAUCGAACUGCGCUCGGUGCAGCUGCAAUUCCCCAAUGCACGCGGCUCCAUACUGGAGGCAUGCGAACAGCGACGUGUGCCCACAGACAAGGGUGACAUACAUGUCGCCAUACAGGGCGACACCUCAAAGCCGGCCAUAGUGACCUACCACGAUCUGGGACUCAACUAUGCCACCAGUUUUGCUGGCUUCUUCAACUUUCCGGUUAUGCGCGGCCUGUUGGAGAACUUCUGUGUGUAUCAUGUAACUGCACCCGGUCAGGAGGAGGGCGCGCCUACAUUGCCAGAGGACUAUGUGUAUCCAACGAUGGAUGAUCUGGCCGCACAGCUGCUGUUUGUGUUGUCGCAUUUUGGUUUGAAGUCGGUGAUUGGCUUUGGAGUUGGUGCUGGUGCGAAUAUUCUGGCACGUUUCGCCCACGGGCAUCCGGAUAAGGUGGGCGCCCUGUGCCUGAUCAACUGUGUGUCGACACAAUCUGGCUGGAUUGAGUGGGGCUAUCAGAGUUUCAAUGCGCGAUUCUUGCGCACCAAGGGGAUGACACAGGGCGUCAUCGAUUAUCUGAUGUGGCAUCAUUUCGGACGCAAUCCGGAGGAGCGCAAUCAUGAUCUGGUGCAGAUGUACAAGCAGCACUUUGAGCGCGGCGUCAAUCCCACUAAUCUGGCCAUGCUCAUCAAUGCCUAUAUUCAUCGCAAUGAUUUGCAUUUGGCGCGCACACCGCCAGGAACACCCGGUGCUGAGACGGCAGCCACUACGCUUAAGAUGCCCGUUAUCAAUAUAACGGGUUCGCUGUCGCCGCACGUUGAUGAUACGGUGACAUUCAAUGGUCGCUUGGAUCCAACAAACUCAUCCUGGAUGAAGAUCUCUGAUUGCGCUAUGGUGCUAGAGGAGCAACCGGCCAAGUUGGCCGAGGCCUUUCGGCUGUUCUUGCAGGGCGAGGGCUAUGUCCAACUUCAGAUACCACCCCUCAAUUGGUAUACAUUCGAAUGAGCAAAACAGUUAACUAUAAGUUAGUACCCAUUACUACUACUACUACUACUACUCUACUACUAUUACUACUACAACUACUACUCAGUUCAGUUCAAAUCAAUGCAGUAUUUCCGAUCAAUCAAGACUGUGUCUCGAGACAACCAAUCCCAACAGAUUGUUGUUGUCUCAACUGCCCUCCCCCCUCAAGCAAUGGACUCGAUUCAUUACAAUCAAAAAUGCCGCUGCAGCCUGCACGUGUGUUAUCUACAUAGAUCUUAUAGCAUAGAUCUUAUAUAGAGUUACAUUCAAGUCGCCUUUCUUCCCACUACUUUAACUAAACUUAGCCUAAAGACGCCUCAUGUUUGCAUAUUGAAAAUCAAAUUAGUUACGAAAAAAGCUUUUCAAGCGCUUUCAACAAGCAAUCGAAAUUUCUAAAACUAACCAAAAAUAACAUAAAUAUUGUUCAAAAUUUGAUAUAAGUAUUAUGAAUUGGCAAAAAAAGAAAAAAUGAAAGAAAAAAAAUAAAAACCAAAGAAAAAUUCUAUUUAUGUUGUUAGCCAAAAUAUUUGUACGCAUUAACAAAAAAAAAAAACGAAAAAUGGAAAAUGGAAAAACGAAAAUUAUGAUUAAAAUAAAUAAAAUUGAAAUCUUUAAAACAAAAAGUUGUUGAAACUCAAGCGUUUACUUCUUUCAAUACACCCCAAUCCCAAAAUUUUUUUUAGUUAGAGUGUUAGCCAGGUCGUGUAGGUCCCCAAAAAUACACACGAAUACAGCAAAAUUCUAAAACAAAAUUCAAAUCCCUCCCCCCCCUUAAAAAAAAAAAACCUACCAAACGCAUUUUCGUAUCGAAAAACAUGAAAAAAAAAUAUUUCAAUAUGUUCAUUACUUUGUUUUUCAUUUCUUUUUUCUUUCUCCAAACUGCUUGUUUUUUGCUAAACAACAUACAACAACAAAAACAAAAACAACAAAAUAAAAAUCCACCCUCCCACAACUACCUCCCCCAUCUCUCUUAAAACACGACACGCAACACACACACACACACACCUAAAAAAAAAUACACAUGCGAAAUAUCUUGUAACGCCUGGCCGACCAUCCUCGCCUGCCUCUCUCGUCAUGCAUCCAUCCAACAAAAAAAUAAAUAAUAAACCAUAUAUGCACACGACCUUGGGCGCCGAAACUAACCUUAAAAAAUAAAUUUACAAAAAAA
Molecule: messenger RNA, 3249 nt
Organism: Drosophila grimshawi
Lineage: Eukaryota; Metazoa; Arthropoda; Insecta; Diptera; Drosophilidae
Gene: MESK2
Product: protein NDRG3
Exons: 8
Coding region: 741-2063 (440 amino acids)
Biological process (GO): signal transduction
Cellular component (GO): cytoplasm
Source: RefSeq, a predicted model, not a curated record